CAUUUAUUAAAGAGGAGACUGAAGACAUAAAGAUGGUGUUUAUUAAAGAGGAGACUGAAGACAUAAAGAUGGUGUUUAUUAAAGAGGAGACUGAAGACAUAAAGAUGGUGUUUAUUAAAGAGGAGAGUGAAGACAUAAAGAUUGAAGAAACAUUCAGAGUGAAACAUGAAGAUACUGAGGAACAAACAGACCUGAUGGCACUGAAAGAGAUGAGUCAUGAACUUAAUGAAAGGGAAGAAGAGAAAAAACUUUACGAUAAACAUCAUGAUUUCAUGACUGGAGAAAGAUCGACACAGGCUUCCUCACAGAAAAGAGCUCAAAAGACAGGAACUAAAAGUUAUUUCACUUGCCAACAGUGUGGAAAGAGUUUCACACAUAAAGAACACCUUAAAGUCCACAUGAGAAUUCAUACUGGAGAGAAUCCUUUCACCUGCCAACAAUGUGGACAGAGUUUCAGACAUAAAAGAAGCCUUACAGUUCACAUCAGAAUUCACACUGGAGAGAAACCUUUCACCUGCCAGCAAUGUGGACAGAGUUUCAGUCAAAAAGGAAACCUUAAAGUCCACAUGAGAAUUCACACUCGAGAUAAGGCUUACACCUGCCAACAGUGUGGAAAGAAUUUCACUCUUAAAGGAAGCCUUAAAGACCACAUGAGAAUUCACACUGGAGAAAAGCAGUAUACCUGCCAAGAGUGUGGAAAGAGUUUCACACAUAAAGGAAACCUUACAGUCCACAUGAGAAUUCACACUGGAGAAAAGCUGUAUACCUGCCAAGAGUGUGGAAAGAGUUUCAGUCAUAAAGGAAGCCUUAUAGCCCACAUGAGAAUUCACACUGGAGAGAGCCCAUUCACCUGCCAACAGUGUGGAAAGAAUUUCAGUAAAAAAGGAAAACUUGAAAUCCACAUGAGAAUUCACACUGGAGAAAAGCCUUACACCUGCCAAGAGUGUGGACAGAGUUUCACUGAGAAAGGAAACCUUAAAGUCCACAUGAGAAUUCACACUGGAGAAAAGCCUUAUACCUGUCAACAGUGUGGAAAGAGUUUCAGUCGAAAAGAAAGCCUUAAAGACCAUAUGACAACUCACACUGGAGAAAAGCCUUACACCUGCACUCUGUGCGGGAAUGGCUUCACACGGGAACUGAGCCUUAGGGAACACAUCAAUAUUCACACUUGAGAGAAGCCUUUUACAUGUGGUCAGUGUGGAAAGAGUUUCAGAUUUAAAGGUCACUUUAAGUGCCACAUGAGGAUUCACUCAAAAGAGAACUGUUUUAGAAGUCGUCGCUGGAAAGAGCAGAGGUGUAAAGAGUACCUGAAAACCAUGCUUGAGUAAAGUACAGAUACCUUACAGCAAAAAUGACUCCAUUACAAGUUACAACUUGAGUAAAAGUCUUGGAGUAUCUGAUUUUAACAGUACUUAAGUUUUUACUCAUGCCCGAAUUUAGGCUUUAAGAUGCACUAGUCCUCGACACUAGUUCAGAAAUGCCAGUGAAAAUAAGAAACAAUUUAUUUGAUUGAUGGAAAUCAUGUUUAUUUUCUAAAAUCAAAAUAAAAUUAAACAACCUAAUACUGCAAUAAAUCAAGGUAGACACAACAGCCUCUUAAAUGUUAAAAGUGUAAAACUCUUGCAGUUCACAAAGCAUAUGCUACGUCCUAUGCCUUCUCUGUUCAACUUAAGGAAAUUGACGCGACGCCAGUUUACACUUUCUUCGUAACUUGAAUACAGAAGGUGGUCUGGCGGAAGCUCGAUAUUUGACUUUAUAACUUGUUUAAAUAUGGAUUUUUUUUAUUUUUAUUUUUACUCCAACACGUCGCUUCACUUCAGAAGGCUUUCAUUAACCCCCUGGAGCCGUGUGGAGUAUGUUAAUGAUGGAUGGAUGUGGAUGGAAGCUUUUUCUUCAGCUCAUAAUCAUUGACCCCGUUCACUGCCAUCAUAAAGCUCAGAUGCAUCAGGAUACUUAUUAAUAUUUCUUUGAUUAUGUUCAUCAGAAAGAAGAAAGUCAUAUACACCUAGGAUGGCUUGAGGGUAAGUAAAGCUUGGGCUAAUUUUCAUUUGAAAGUGAACUAAUCCUUUAAGUGUUGUGAACUAAGGACUACAAUGAUCCCAACUACAAUGAUCAACCCAAAAUGGCCGCCCUCAACCUCUGAAUCAGCCAAUAGUGAGCCUGCAAGGGUGAAGUCACAGCAGCAUGACACCAGUUAUUUAUAUGUUAAAUAAAAUCAUUAAUGAAUUUAUUUUUUAAAAAUUGCUUUGCGUUGUGCAAAAUUCUCACAAAUUAGUAUUUAUGCUGUGGAAUCCUUUUCUCUGUCUCCUUAUUUACAGUUGGAUUGAUGAUGUGAACAUGAGUUUCAUCAAUGGCUCCAACAACUCCAGGAAAGCCCGAAAUCCUCAUAAAGACGGCUUCCUUUUGCCACAUGUUUUUGACAGUCAGUUUGAAAGAUAAUGAACUGCCAAACAGUAGUGGCCAAAAAUGAUGUUUGGCUUAGGAAAAUUUACAUAUUCACCCUUCAUUCAAAUAUUAUUAAAAAUGUCUUAAAGA
Messenger RNA from Ctenopharyngodon idella (grass carp), 2535 nucleotides. Its product is annotated as gastrula zinc finger protein XlCGF8.2DB-like. NCBI's taxonomy places the organism in Eukaryota, Metazoa, Chordata, Actinopteri, Cypriniformes, Xenocyprididae. Gene Ontology annotation, molecular function: DNA-binding transcription factor activity, RNA polymerase II-specific; RNA polymerase II cis-regulatory region sequence-specific DNA binding. Bases 33 to 1172 code for a protein of 379 amino acids. The record is from RefSeq and is a predicted model, not a curated record. The transcript is spliced from 2 exons. Gene Ontology annotation, biological process: regulation of transcription by RNA polymerase II.